UUCUCCCGCCGGCAGGUGACGCAACACUCGGAGGGCGCUGCUGAUUGGUCAAAGGGGGAGCAACGAGAAGGAAGGAGUUCUUUUCCAAACUGCCCGAAGAGGAGAGCUGGCUAGAAGGAAGGGAGAAGAUCCUCCGCAUUUGCUCAUCCCAGCCUCAAAGUUUCCUUCACACAGGACAAUGUGUUGGCUUUGUGUGCUCUUGAAUUCCUCUUCCAACAAGUCAGCGAUAAAAGAGGAACCAGGAGAAGGCCUUGACGUCACCCCGACUGGGAGUAGCUGUGGAGGACCCUGGGUAAUUACUGGGAAGAAGACCCCCCUGAAGGACACUCUUGGCCCCGAUGUACAACCAGGGCAAGGCAAAGCAAACCCAGCAGGAGAGGCCAAUGAGGUUGACAUCAAGGAGGGACCACUUCUCCGUUGGGUGGUGAAGGAGGAGGGCAACGGGAGUGCAACGGUGCUGAGCGAAAACGAAUGGAGCCCCCUCCCUCUUCACCCCUCUUUCUCAGGCAGAGAUGGGAGGAAGAGUGAGAACGAGGAGAAAAUGUCUGAUGCACAGGUUGACAACAUUCAGCAUCGACACGAAGAGGGAAACACAGGGGAGAGGAAAGGAGCAGGGAUGAGAGAGCAAGCAGAGAAAAACACGCUUUGUCCAUCAAUGCUUUCCCAGUUAGAUGAAGAGAAAGCACGGGGAUGUGCGGAGUGUGAAAAGACCUACUGCAUGAAUAUGCAUGGAUCUCAAAUAAUUUGCACUGUGGAUAAGCUAUAUCAGUGUUUAGGGUGCGGAAAGCAGUUUAAUUCAUACGGUUGCGUUGUUGCACAUAAAAAAAACCACAAUAGGGAGAAACUGUAUAAAUGCCUGGAGUGUGACCGGAGUUUCCGGCAGAAAGAUGAACUCCUAUCACAUCAAGGAACGCACCCUGGGGAGAACCCGUACAAGUGCUGGGAGUGUGGAGAAGGUUUUCACGGGAGUCUAGAGCUUAUUCAACAUGAAACACAUCACGGAGGAGAGACAUUUUACAAAUGUUUGGAAUGCGGAGAGCAUUUCCAUUCUGCCAGUCUCCUUGACGCACAUGGACAAAGCCACGCAGAGAAGCAAUCGGGCAUAGGUUUGGAGUGUGCUAAGAGCUUCCAGACCACCGCAUAUCUUAUUACCUAUCAAUUCCCCCGCAUGGAAGUAAAGCCAUAUAAAUGCAUAUGGUGUGAGGAAAGCUUCAGUGAGCGCAGUUACCUUGAUAUGCAUACAAAAACCCAUGCAGGAGAGAAACCAUUUAGAUGUGCGGAUUGUGGAAAAACCUUCGCUAUUCAUUCAAACCUUAUAGUGCACAGAAGAGUCCACACAGGAGAGAAACCAUAUAAAUGCUUGAAGUGUGGAAGGAACUUCCGUGAGAAAAGGCGCCUUAGUGUGCAUAAUAGAACCCACACCGGAGAGACACCAUACAAAUGUAUGGAGUGUGGAAGGUGCUACAGUGCAAAAUACAACCUUACCCAGCAUACAAGAACCCACACAGGAGAGAAACCAUAUAAAUGUGUGCAGUGUGGAAAGAGCUUCCAUGUGAGAUGCAGUCUUACUAGGCAUGAAAGAACCCACAUGAAAGAGAAAGAGAACCCUAACCCUAAAACAUACACAUUCAUAUGCCUGGAGUGCGGAAGGAGCUUUUUCAAGAAAUCGGCUCUUUUUUCCCACCAAAGAAUCCACAAGAGGAAGGCACCCAAAAUGCUUAGAGCGUUGAGGGAACUUCGCCCAAAGUCUUCCUGACACAAUAUGUAUUUCUGGAAUAACGAAUGAUAUCCUAUGUACACAGACAUUUUUGUUUAAAAGUCAAAUCUGAAACUCUUGAGUAGACUUAUUCAUUGAGCAAUAGGAAUACUGUACCCUAACUAUUAUAAAAACAGAUGGGUGAAUGGCAUGAGACUUGUCUAUCUCGGACGAACCUAAAAGAAGCAUCAAACCCCGGUACUUUCUUUGCCAUGGCACUGCUUCUGGCUUUUUUUAUGUGGCGAUGGGAAAUGGUGGGGGGCAUUGGUGCUUUUUGCUCCCCAUAGAAUGGCCUUCAACUUAUCCAUGGGUCGUAUCAAAAUCCAUAACUUCGGCCUCAAAAGCCUUUUGCUUAUAGAAGAGGUUGACAUGUACCUGAGUAUUUGUGGGAAAUAUGGCAAAGAAGAAAUACUGCAUUUAAUCCCAUAAUAGCCACACUUUUUCCCUUGAAAAAAGGAGGUGCAACUAUUAUGUGAAGAAGAAAAAUCUGGUGGUUUUUGUGCGAGUUUUAAAAUAAAAAAUAAAGCGCCUCAACUCCAGAUAGGGAGGAAGAGGAGAGAUUGA
Molecule: messenger RNA, 2320 nt
Organism: Anolis carolinensis (green anole)
Lineage: Eukaryota; Metazoa; Chordata; Lepidosauria; Squamata; Anolidae
Product: zinc finger protein OZF
Exons: 3
Coding region: 179-1756 (525 amino acids)
Biological process (GO): regulation of transcription by RNA polymerase II
Cellular component (GO): nucleus
Molecular function (GO): DNA-binding transcription activator activity, RNA polymerase II-specific; RNA polymerase II cis-regulatory region sequence-specific DNA binding
Source: RefSeq, a predicted model, not a curated record